AUGGCGACAAGGCGGAUGCUCACGAAAGAAGACGAGGCCAGUAUCGGUGAAGAAGUCGAGGUGCGCAGAGAAGACCAGGACAAGAUCAACAAGUUCAGCCGCCUACACCAGCGCGAGUUGGCCAUAGAAGAGGAACUAAAGGCCAAGAAUAUCCAGACACUAACCCCCACCUACCAGAAAGAGAAGGAAGACCUCGACGACCUCAACACCGAACUCGAAUUGGCCGACGAAGACGACAAAGUCCCAUACAAAAUUGGCGAUGCGUUCUUCCACGUGUCCCAGCCCCAAGCGCUCGAAAUGCUAGGGGUCGCCGCAGCCAAGUUAGAAGAGGAGAUCGAGGAACUCGAGUCGAAGCUCGAAGAAUGUCAGGACGAGAUGGCAGAGCUGAAGAUCGCUCUGUAUGCGAGAUUCGGGAAGAGCAUCAACCUCGAGACAUGA
Molecule: messenger RNA, 438 nt
Organism: Sodiomyces alkalinus F11
Lineage: Eukaryota; Fungi; Ascomycota; Sordariomycetes; Glomerellales; Plectosphaerellaceae
Product: Gim complex component GIM3-like protein
Exons: 4
Coding region: 1-438 (145 amino acids)
Biological process (GO): protein folding
Cellular component (GO): prefoldin complex; cytoplasm
Source: RefSeq, a predicted model, not a curated record